Laetiporus sulphureus 93-53 is the source of this 830-nucleotide messenger RNA. RefSeq lists its product as uncharacterized. The record is from RefSeq and is a predicted model, not a curated record. Gene Ontology annotation, cellular component: cytoplasm; nucleus. Gene Ontology annotation, molecular function: protein binding. Bases 66 to 698 code for a protein of 210 amino acids. Gene Ontology annotation, biological process: proteasome regulatory particle assembly. The transcript has 4 exons. Lineage: Eukaryota; Fungi; Basidiomycota; Agaricomycetes; Polyporales; Laetiporaceae.
GGCCACCCUUAUUUUGGCCAUCUUAUUUUUCGACCUCUCUAUCCCUUAUCCCUUUUCUCACUGACAUGGGUAUGACGCUACCUUCUCGCGAAGAUGUUACUCCUGCCGAACAAAUGCGUACUUUGAUGACUCGAAAAGAGAACAUCGAAGUCGAGCUCGAUGCGCAGGCCUCCGUACUCAAGGCAAAUAACUCGACAAUGCAAUCACCCCUCGUCGACCCGGAAGGAUUUCCUCGUGCUGACAUCGACGUCUGGGCAGUCCGACAUGCACGCGUGCGCAUCAUCGAACUGCGGAACGAUUUGGCUGCUUUAAGGGAUUCGAUAAUGACGGCACUGCAAGGCGUGUAUGACCCCUCUCUACUGAAGGAGGGACCAGCAAUUGUGGAGGAAUCUGUAACCGAAAGUAUCCUGUUACCGUUUGCGAGGGUUAGUGGCGUUGCUCCCGGUAGUCCUGCAGCAGCAGCGGGACUUACGAGAGAAGACCUCAUUCUCUCAUUCGGCUCGUUAACGAAGGCAUCCUUCACAUCCUCUUCAUUACAGCCGUUGGCGGAAUUUGUUGCAACCCGAGAGAACCAAGAGAUCUCUGUCCAAGUGUUGCGUGCUGAGCAAGAGACUGCCACUUUGUCGUUUACUCCGAGAAGCGGAUGGGGAGGGAGAGGAUUGCUAGGAUGUCAUAUUGUUCCGUAUACCGUGUCAUAGACGCUCUCGUUGUGCUUUAUGUAUUAUCCUAGCUGUGAGUGAUAUCGUUGUAACAGUCAGUUUAUCUCGCUGUAUAUUACGAUAGAAUUCAUCAAAGGAAUGUACCAAUUAUGAAGCCUCUUUUCCAGCCGU